GAUCAGAGUAGAAUGUGAGGCCUCAGUGAUUCAAGCUUGUUAAGAUCUGACUUCUGUAAAUGCUCAGUAGGUUUAUCUUAAAUGGUGAAACACCAAUUUAUGUAACGCUUGUUGAUGCUUUCUCUAGAAACAUAUCCUCAGUCUCUACUUCAAAGUCACAUUGUCCAACUUAGUAUUAAUGUGUUUCUGCAUAUAUUUGUAUGCAUUGUCUCUAUUUAUCCAGAUGGAGGCAGAACACUUCUGCUGUUCUUCUUCUGCAACCUCUCAUUUUUCCACCAACUGCCUAAGCAAUACACACAUACACAGAACAAGACCACAGAACUCUCAGAAGAAGAGCAGACUUUCCUCUGUCUUCUGUAAGGUGAGAUGUCAAUGUAUUAAUAGAAUGAGCAUUGAAGAGAAAGCAACGGGAGAGUCGCAGUGGCGGUGAAUGUUUAAACGCUGGAGCUACACUACAAUGAAGACUCACAAAUACACAGUCAUCAUCAUCUUUAGCAUUUUCCUCCUGAUCAAAGGUGGGAUCGUCAUUAAGAAAUCCGUGCUGGAAGGCAAGAAGUUCAUCUUCCAUCUGCCGAAUGUGGAGUCUGACACAGACAUCAGCGCAGUCGAAUGGAAACUGGCGGACAGAAACAAACUGCUGGCUCACAUUAGCUUGGACAAUGCUAAUAAGACAAUAAGAUUUUGGGAGGAAAGCAGAUUUCAGUUCAUGCAAAAUGGGUCAAUGAUUAUCAGAGAUGUUAAACAAGAAGAUACUGGCAAUUACACUUGCAAAAUCAUAUUCCAAAACAACACAAUUGAAAUAUAUAUCAUCUCAUUGACUUUGUACUCAGAAAAUACAGAACAGACCCCUACUCAUGACUCCACUUCCACUACAACAGUGGACCAAGGACUUUAUAUAGUGCUGAUUCCAGUGACUGGAGGAUUUCUUUUACUUGGCAGUGUGAUAGUCAUUCUUUUAAAAUGCAGAAGAAAAUCUUCAACUUUGGAUGAACCCAUUUACAUGAACACAAACCGCAAGUGUGACAGAAACCCACAGACAAGAAAAUAGCCCAGAUGUGGCCAGAAGGAAAUUAAAUGAGUAUAUGUUCCAAAAAUCAUGUUCCUUUAAACUAUUUUUGACUUAAAUGUUCUAAGUCAAGCAACAUGCUAAGGCUUGCCUCUGCAAGACCUGACCUGAAACAAUGUGUGCUAGUGUGUGGUUUUACAGGCAACUGUUUUUAAGGGUCUGUUCCGGCUUACGCAUUUGCCAGGAAAUUGUUUCACAUGCAUGUCUUCUGGGCAGAGCACAUGCAGCUCUUUUAUGUAUUAUUUUGUAUCUCAAACAUUAUACUUGACAAAUUUAGCCUUUUCUUUUUAAACAUAUUUUUAUUCAGAAAUAUAACACUUUAGAAUUACAGAUAUGUAUAGAAAAUUACGUUGUGUAAGAAUUGUCAAUUGCAACCAAAUUUGAAAAAUAUUGAGCUCUUAAAGGUUUUUUGGGUGUUCCUUGGAAGAAAUGCUUAAAGGUUUCAUGCAGAACCAUACAGAAAAAGAAUUUUCAUAACACAUCUAAGUACAUAGGUAUCCAAGCACCUUUAGCUGAUUUUAAAGAAUGCAUUACGUUUCAUUAAAGAAAGUUUUCUGUAAAAGACUUCAAUUUUCCAGUGAACCAUUGUCUAAGUUAACACUCGGGUUGGAUAGAAUGUUUUUGUAUGCUGUAGCUGGUGUGUAUUAGAUAAUCAGUGACAAUCCGGAGCCAACAAGGGAGCAGACAAGUAGGCUAAAAAAUGACCAUCUGCUAGCUGCAAAGAAUUGUUAAGACAGAAAUAAUUUCACAUUGUCUGAAUUUUUAUUUUAAGCUAUCUUAGCUUUAUACUAACAUAUGUAGCUACAAAUAAAUAAGACCAACAAGAUGAUUCCACUAAUAGUUAUCUACAGACCCCCAGAGCCAUAUGCUGAAUUUAUCUGUGAAUUUGUUGAUUUCAUUUCAAAUGAUUUCAUUAGUUGUUUCUCUUAACAAAGCAUUAAUUGUUGGAGACUUUAAUAUUCAUUCAGAAGAUCCUCUGAGAACAGGUGUGUCCAUCCACCCAUAAUAGAGAUCAGCAUGUUGAACAUAUAUUUAUGUCUGCUACUGCAGAGAGGUUCAUCAACAAUCUCCCAGAAUUAUCACCCAUAACUGGAACAAUAUCUGACCCCACAGAACUUGAUGAGGUGACUGAUAACUUAUAGAUUAUUUUUAGAUCCACUGAAAAUAAUCUGUUCUUUCCUUAGAAUUCCCUAAAGUAUGCCAAAUAAGGCAGAUAGCAUUUUGGAAAGGAUUACUUUGAACUGAGAAAAUAAGAAUGCAAUGACUAAAUGAUUAAAAGGUUUGUGUGGCAGUGCAAGGAACUACUGGGACAAUUCACUGCCAGUUCACCAGAGGGGGAACUGGCAGGUAUAUUGCUAAUCCUUGUUCAGGGUCAUGUGAUUCUGUCAUGUGUUAUGCCACCUGUUCGUAGUUAUCGCUAAUGUGUUGCCUUAUAUAUACCUGUCCUUUUGUGUCUGUCUGUCUUUGUUGAGUUAUUGUCUACUGUCGUGUUUGGUCUGCCAGGCUGUGUUUUGAGUAUUCUUGCAUCGCUUUGGUUGUCAUGUUUCAUGUAGGGUUUUGUUUGUUAUGUUCUGUAAUUAAACAAGGACAUGGUUUCAA
Messenger RNA from Tachysurus vachellii, 2665 nucleotides. RefSeq lists its product as uncharacterized. The transcript is spliced from 5 exons. Bases 431 to 1048 code for a protein of 205 amino acids. The record is from RefSeq and is a predicted model, not a curated record. Lineage: Eukaryota; Metazoa; Chordata; Actinopteri; Siluriformes; Bagridae.